Molecule: messenger RNA, 1525 nt
Organism: Populus trichocarpa (black cottonwood)
Lineage: Eukaryota; Viridiplantae; Streptophyta; Magnoliopsida; Malpighiales; Salicaceae
Product: growth-regulating factor 4
Exons: 4
Coding region: 284-1270 (328 amino acids)
Biological process (GO): DNA-templated transcription; regulation of DNA-templated transcription; developmental process
Cellular component (GO): nucleus
Molecular function (GO): ATP binding
Source: RefSeq, a predicted model, not a curated record
ACUUGGCCUUCAGGAUCCCCUCCUCUACACAACAACCACCCCACAUUCACUGAGACUGUGACGCGCGCGCGCGCACAUAUACACGGGCACUCAUUGUUAUAUAUAUAUAUAUAUAUAUAUAUGUUCAGACACGGCUUGAUCUGUGUCCCGUGUUUCUCCUCAUCCCUGUCACUCAGCGCCCCAUUUUGUUUUUAGUUUCUGCUAAUAUUGUGAUCACUAGUUAGUACAGCAGUAGUGGUAUUAUCAGUAGCCAAUACUAGUAGCGGUAGUGGUGGUGGUGGAUAUGAAUAGUGGUGGUGCAGCAGGGGUGACAUCUGGGGGGAUGGGGACAGGAGUGAUGACCAUGAGGUCGCCAUUUACAGUAUCGCAAUGGCAAGAACUGGAACAUCAAGCUUUGAUCUAUAAGUACAUGGUGGCAGGUCUGCCUGUUCCUCCUGAUCUUGUGCUCCCUAUUCAGAGGAGUUUUGAGUCCAUUUCUCAUAGAUUCUUCCACCAUCCCGCCAUGGGCUAUUGCACUUUCUAUGGGAAGAAGGUGGAUCCGGAGCCAGGUCAAUGCAGGAGGACCGACGGCAAGAAGUGGAGGUGCUCCAAAGAUGCAUACCCGGGCUCCAAGUACUGUGAGCGCCACAUGCACCGUGGCCGCAACCGUUCAAGAAAGGCUGUGGAAUCACAAACCAUGACACAGUCAUCGUCCACUGUGACAUCACUGACUGUAACAGGAAGCAGCAGUGGAACAGGGAGCUUCCAGAACCUUCCACUGCGCACAUAUGGUAAUCCCCAGGGCACUGGUUCUGGACCUAACCAAUCCCAUUAUCAUAUGAACUGCAUUCCCCGUGGAAUCCCAACUAAAGAUUGCAGGUAUCUUCAAGGACUGAAGACUGAGGGUGGCGAGCAUAGCUUCUUGUCUGAACCUUCAGGAUGCAAAAGGGGUCUCCAGAAGGACUCACAGCUAGACAAUGCCUGGUCUUUGAUGCUAUCCAGAGGCUCAUCAUUCCCCACAGAGAAAUCGACUGACGACUCGACGUUGAAGAAUGAUUAUCCCCAGCAUUCAUUUUUCAGUAGUGAUUUCACCACCGGAGAACCCGUGAAACACGAAGGGCAGUCUCUUCGACCCUUCUUUGACGAGUGGCCUGAGGACCAGGACAUUUGGUCUGGCCUCAAAGAUAAUAGAUCCAACUCCACCUCAUUCUCUACAACGAAGCUGUCGAUGUCCAUUCCAAUUGCCUCAUCUGGCUUCUCCACAAGUUCUCGUUCUCCACAAGAAAACUGAGAGGACAGAAUGAGAAUUUACAAAGCACGAUCAAAGGUGAUCCUCAACCAAAGAUUGGUGUGUUAACUUGAAAACUCCUAAUCCCCGGUUUCAAAUCAAAUGUAAUAGAGUUAUUUUAGUAUGAUCUAGUUGAAAUUAAAAAAAAAAAAAAACCAGAACAAAAACUAGACUCGUGAAUUCAAAGAUAACUUGAACGAUCAGGUUUUUUUGUUCUUUCACACAUUUUGUUUUGUAAUUUCCAGAUUUUUGUGUUUU